CAGAAACCGUCGAAAUCCCACACCCGAAACGCCGAGUCCACGCCUGACGACCUCCCCGCGCGCCUCCCCUCCUCUUGUCAACAAUUAGUCGGACGAUUUUUUUGAAAGCCGGCAGUAUCCGUUUUUCGCCCACCAUGUCCUACGACGAGCGCGUGAAUGCGCGCCCCAACCUGGGCGACGAAUCUGAUGUCGAGGAAGAAGCUCUGGUCAACGACUACCGCGAACAGGUAAACUUCGACGAUGGAAUGAGCGAGUUGGAUCGGACUACAUCACUCGGAGCUGCUUCUCAGACGCAGGACCUGCAGGCACAGCUCGCCGCUGCCGCCACUCCUUUGGAAUACCAGGCCACACUAGAGACAAAGUUUGCCAGCUACGACAACUACUGCAGUCUGUUCCAUUACAUCCUCAACUCCGAUGGUCCGGUGGAAUUGGAGGUUCCUUCUUACUACUGGGCCUGGGAUGUGAUCGAUGAGUUCAUCUACCAGUUCGAAUCCUUCUGCCGCUACCGUAACCGCGUUGCCCGCAGCGGCUCCAACGAGGAGGAAGCUCAGCUUCUCCGCGAGAACCCCAACACCUGGGGCUGCUACUCCGUUCUUAACGUCCUCUACUCCCUCAUCCAAAAGUCGCAGAUCAACGAGCAGCUGGCCGCUAUGAAGCGUGGUGAGGAUGCCGCCGCCUUUGCUGGAGAAUACGGUUCCCGCCCACUCUACAAGAUGCUGGGAUACUUCUCCAUCAUUGGAUUGCUUCGCGUCCACUGCUUGUUGGGUGAUUUCAGCCUCGCCCUCAAGACCCUCGACGACAUCGAGAUGAACAAAAAGGCCAUGUUUGCCCGUGUCAUGGCCGCCCACUUCACCACAUACUACUAUGUCGGUUUCUCCUACAUGAUGAUGCGCCGCUACGGAGACGCCAUCCGCAUGUUCAGCCACAUCCUGGUCUACGUCUCCCGGACCAAGAACUUCCAAAAGGGCGGCAACAGCUACGACGCCAUUGCCAAGAAGAACGACCAGAUGUACGCUCUGAUCGCCAUCUGUGUUGCUCUCCACCCCACACGCCUCGACGACACCAUCCACUCUGCCCUCCGUGAGAAGUACGGCGAGCAGCUCAUCCGCCUCCAGCACGGCGGACCCGAAGCUCUUCCCCUCUUCGAGGAGCUUUUCCGCUCAGCCUGCCCCAAGUUCAUCAGCCCCACCCCUCCUGACUUUGACAACCCAGCCCUGAACGUCGACCCCGUCGACCACCACACCGCCAUCUUCAUGGAUGAGGUCAAGAACACCUUGUACAACCCCACGAUCCGGUCUUACCUCAAACUCUACACAACGAUGGAUCUGAAGAAGCUCGCCGGCUUCCUCGAGGUCGAGCCCGAGAAGCUACGCUCGUGGCUGCUCAUCAACAAGCAGCGCAGCCGCCAGGUCCGCUGGGUUGAGGGCGGACUGCUCGAUGGCGAGUCCGUCAGCGCCAACGACCUCGACUAUGCUCUCGAGAAAGAUCUCAUCCACGUCAGCGAGACCAAGGCCGGACGACGCCUUGUGGACUGGUACCUGAGGAACCUCGCCCGUGUCUACUAAAUUGCCAUCUAUGCGCUGCUUGACACGUGUUGAAUUCUGCAAAACAAAAUGAGAUGCGCCUUGGCAUACCCCCAUCUGGAGACCAAAAGAUAGGUACUUCAUAUAGCAAUGAGAGGGUAAUUUGCUGAACAAGGGCUGUGGUGGUUGGUGUAUUCAUGGAUGAGGUCAUGCGGGUUCCUCGAGAUGUGGAAGCGGAAGGGGAAGAGAAGAGACAGAUGAUGAUGUUUUAUAAACGACUUACCAUGUCUCCCUUUAUUUGUCCCUUGCUAGCAUCAUGACUUUUUUCUUCUCUCUGAUUGCAUUGUCCACGCUUAGGUUUUAAUUCAAGGGUCUAUUGCGGCCCUGACCUGGGGUUUUAGGAUUGUUGGUUGAAGUCAUACAAAAGGGAUUGCGAGGACUUCAUCUGUCAUGUAUUUGAUUUUGCUCUUUUUUCUUUAUUUAUUGUUCGAUAUGUGAUAUGUCUCCGGCUAUGCACUCCGAUCCUGCAUGGUACAAAAAAGGACUCUGGUUAGUUGAGGAGAUGAUGUUGGUACAAGAAUAUGACAAAAAUUUAAAACAAUCACUUGAUUUGCAGUCUUAUAGACAAGAAAGUACAAUUGGUAAUGUAGCAUGCGCUUCUCUAUAUUCUCGACGUAAUAAGCAUGAUAUACAAGAGUGAGGAUGAUAUAACCGCUCUAUCAAAACAGUGAAGUAUACACAACCGUCUCCUUUCUCCGCAAGAUGUGACAAAGAAAGACCGUUAAUCAACGACAUCGAAGCUCGUCCCACAACCACAGCUACUUGUAGCCCGUGGGUUAUCGACGAUCUUGAACUGGCUGCCAAUAAGCUCUGUUGUAUAAUCAACUGUGCUACCGGAAAGGAGCUCAAGCGAUGGUUCGUCCAUGACGACCUUUGCAUUCCCGCCAGAGGAGCCCUCUGCGGAUGAAUCUGCUUCGGCUUCGAAAAUGGUGUCUUCUUCCGCGUGAAUCUUGGACGCGGCUUCGAGAGACAUCAGGUACUGGAAGCCAUGGCAGCCUCCGCUGGUUACUGUGAUUCGGAGGUGGUGGUACGGGUUUUCGUCUUUUGUUGCGGAGGGUGAUGUUGAUGGGUCGGUGAUUUGGCGGAGGCGCUUGUGUUGUUAGUUAGAUGGUUUCUGAAACAGAAAGGACAGAACCGAAAAAAAGAGACACGGAUGAAGGACCGAGGC
Aspergillus calidoustus is the source of this 2751-nucleotide messenger RNA. The record is from the annotation of a GenBank genome assembly. NCBI's taxonomy places the organism in Eukaryota, Fungi, Ascomycota, Eurotiomycetes, Eurotiales, Aspergillaceae.